AUGGUUCUUGCGCUUGGCACACUGCUAAGCCACCGUAACAAAGACAUGGGCAACACUCAGGUCCAGCCUCCAGAGGAAGCCCUCUGCGACCUGGACACACAUCAGGGUUUACCGGUGGUCCAGCUCUAUGUAAUGCCGUCCUUCUUUCUGGCGGUGCUGAUCCUCGGGCUUCCCCUCAACCUGCUCUCCCUCUGGGUUUACUUCCACCGCCUGCGUCGUUGGACCCGCAGCACGGUGUUCCUCUUCAACCUGACCCUGGCUGACACCGCCUGGCUGCUGGCCCUACCUUUCCUCAUCCACUACCAUCUGGAGCGGCUCUACUGGAGGCUGGGGCUGCCGCUCUGCACAGCUGUCAGGAUGCUCUACCACAACUAUUUCUACCUCAGCAUCUUCUUCGUCACCUGCGUCAGUGUGGACCGGUACCUGGCCAUCGUGCACCCGCUGCGCUCGCUGGUGCUGCUGGGCCGGAGGAAGACGUGCCUGCUGUGUGCGGCGGUGUGGGCGGCCACUCUGGUCCUCAGCAUACCUGUUGCCAGAAUGACUAUUAUCCAGACUUGCCCUGGGAGCAACCGCACGGUCUGUACCCUGUACGUACUGCUAAGUGAGACCGGGGAGAGCCUCCCCUAUUCCAUCUUCUGCUCCACCGUUGCCUUUCUCUUCCCGCUGCUCUCCAUUUGUUACUGCGGCCUGCGCAGCGUCAGAGAGCUGCGCCGCAGGCCCGGCCCGCACCACAAGCAGCGCCGGCUCCGGCGGGUGCUGAGCGCAGCGCUGGUUCUCUUCGCCUUGUUUUACCUGCCCUACCACCUGAGCCGCAACGCCGCCGUCGUGAUGCGGGCAGUCUACCCAGACGACCACGCCUCCUGGGGGCCCCCAGACCUGGCCUUCGCCCUGGAGAUGUGCUUCUGCAGCCUCAUCACCUGCGUCAACCCUCUGUUCAGCUGCUUCAUAGGCCGCCAGUUCCGAGAAGAUUUUCACUACACGUUUACUCUCAUGUUUUCCCAGUGUCCAGGCAUGCAGGUGGCCUCUCUCAUAUCCAAGCGGACCCGGAUGACGGUGAGGAAGAGGCAGGGGAUGUCCACUGUUACACCCGUGUGCGCACUGCCUGCAUCUGGAUCCCAAUGA
This is a messenger RNA of Seriola dumerili (greater amberjack), 1122 nucleotides long. RefSeq names its product P2Y purinoceptor 4-like. Lineage: Eukaryota; Metazoa; Chordata; Actinopteri; Carangiformes; Carangidae. The coding region runs from base 1 to 1122 and encodes 373 amino acids. The record is from RefSeq and is a predicted model, not a curated record. Gene Ontology annotation, molecular function: G protein-coupled receptor activity. The transcript is spliced from 2 exons. Gene Ontology annotation, cellular component: plasma membrane. Gene Ontology annotation, biological process: G protein-coupled receptor signaling pathway.